CUAGCCGUAUCAAUAACAAACAGUACACGUUUACAGAUUGUAGUUGGUAAGAUAACAUUUUCGUCUAUUCAUAGAAGACAAGGAAUAACUAUAAUGUUUAUGUAAAUAGUGUUUUCUGGUUCAUGAAGUGAAAAGGUGAGAGAGGUUACCUCUUGACAUGGAGUAACGUGAAAUCAGAUGCAUGCAACAUGCAUGAAGUCGGAUUCCAAUCAGCUUUUGCUUGUCUCGGAAGGAGUAUCAGAAUCUGACGCUAAGCUUUAAAACGAGGUAGCAUUAGCUUGACAUCAGUUGGGAAGCCAAACGACGACAUCAGGGUGCAUGACUUACUCGAUUAUUCUGAUGUUGACACUUACGUGACAUUUAUUCAUAAACCUGCCGAUGGAGAACAGAACAUGCGAAGCACAACGCAGCCAAGGUCCAAGUACGUCAGGUGUUCGCAAGCGCAAGGCAAGCAAAGGGGCUUUGGACCAGAGCACCGGCGACAGUAAUGGUACCGUGGAUGUGUCCGGACGUCUGUCCGCAAACGGGACCUCACAGCAAUGGCUCCAGAGAGGAACACACUGUCCAAAUGGGCAAAGAGAGAGAAAUGUGUAUCCACUAAUUCUAGUGAUCCUACUGUCAUUUUCCACAAGACUAUAUAAAAUCUUGGAACCACCUCACAUAUGUUGGGAUGAAACACACUUUGGAAAAAUGGGAAGCUAUUACAUUAACAGAACUUUCUUCUUUGAUGUUCACCCUCCUCUCGGCAAAAUGCUGAUCGGUUUAGCUGGCUACCUCACAGGCUACGAUGGCACCUUCCCUUUCAUCAAACCAGGAGACAAAUAUGAGCAUCACAACUACUGGGGGAUGAGAGGAUUUUGCGCAGCCCUUGGGUCUUGUCUGCCUCCGUUUGCCUUUGUUGUGGUUCAGGAGAUUUCUGGCUCUUCAUCAGCUGCCCUUAUCACAUCUGGACUUCUCAUCUUCGACACAGGCUUCAUCACUCUCUCUCAGUACAUUCUCCUGGACCCUAUCCUCCUGUUCUUCAUCAUGGCCUCCGUGCUCAGCAUGGUGAAGUUCCACGCACACAGGCUCAGGCCUUUCAGCGUUUCCUGGUGGUGUUGGCUGCUCCUGACUGGGGUGAACCUGUCGGGUGCUCUGGGGGUGAAGUUUGUGGGGCUUUUCAUAAUCCUUCUGGUUGGGAUUAAAACUGCCUUAGAUCUGUGGAACCUACUGGGAGACCUCACACUCUCUCUGGUGGAUUUUGGGAAGCACUUCCUUGCCAGGGUUUUUGGCCUGAUCCUGCUGCCCCUGCUCCUGUAUAUCACCAUAUUUGCUGUCCACUUCGUCAUCCUCAACAAGAGUGGUCCAGGAGAUGGCUUCUUCAGCUCCUCCUUCCAGUCCAGACUCCUCGGAAACAACUUGCACAACGCCUCCAUGCCAGAGUACCUGGCGUACGGUUCCUCAGUGACCGUGAAGAACCUGCGCAUCGCUGGGGGGUACCUGCACUCCCACUGGCACCUCUACCCAGAGGGGGUCGGAGCGCACCAGCAGCAGGUGACUGCCUACCUCCAUAAGGACUAUAACAACCUCUGGAUGGUGAAGAAACAGCAUCACACUGAUGAUCCUAUAGGAGAAACUCCUGACCUUGUCCGGCAUGGUGACGUCAUUCGACUGGAGCACAAAGAAACCACUAGGAACCUCCACAGCCACCUGCAUGAGGCUCCCCUGACGAAAAAGCACCUGCAAGUCACAGGAUAUGGCCUUAAUGGCACAGGAGACACUAAUGACCUGUGGGUGAUUGAGGUGUGUGGGGGACGGAAGGGAGAUCUGGUCAAAGUGCUUCGCAGCAAAGUCCGCAUCCUGCAUCAGUCCACGGGCUGUGUCCUCUACUCCUCUGGAAAAACACUUCCCAAAUGGGGCUGGGAGCAGGUAGAGGUCUCCUGUAGUCCGUACCACAAGGACACCCCCAGUUCUCAGUGGAACAUCGAGGACCACAUCAACCCCAAACUGCCUAACAUCAGCCUUGCGGUGUUGAAGCCUUCCUUUCUGGAGAUCCUUCUGGAGUCGCAUAUCGUCAUGAUCAGGGGGAACAGUGGCCUGAAGCCCAAAGACAACGAGAUGAACUCUAAACCCUGGCACUGGCCCAUCAACUAUCAGGGUUUGAGGUUUUCAGGGGUGAAUGAGACUGACUAUCGCGUUUACCUGCUGGGUAACCCGGUCAUCUGGUGGCUCAACUUGCUCUGUUUGGGGCUGUAUGUUGUCAUGGCGUUUGUUGCAGCAGCAUCAAUUCAAAGAGGAUUCAAUCUGGAUUGCAAAAGAAGAGGGCACUGCAGCGUGCUGAUGGGGGGUGGAGGCAUGCUGUUCCUGGGCUGGCUCCUUCACUACCUGCCCUUCUACACUAUGGGCCGCAUCCUCUACUACCACCACUACUUCCCCGCCAUGCUCUUCAGUAGCAUGCUAACAGGUAUAACAUUGGACACUUUGCUGCAGAAUACAGACCUACUGUUCAAGCCAGCACUUGCUCAGCAUCUACAGAGGGGUGGCCAGACUCUACUCCUGUCUGCCAUCCUUUACAGUUUCUACCUGUUCCACCCUCUCUCCUACGGAAUGAGGGGCCCACUGGCUCAUGACCCUUCCAGCCCCAUGGCCAGACUCAGGUGGAUGGACUCCUGGGAGUUUUGACUCCGACGGAGAGAGAGAGAGAGAGAGAGAAUGAGUGCUUUUUCAACUGCACCAAGGACAGCCACAUGUUAGGAACAGCCCUUAUAACUGGAUCAAAGACGGUCAUUCAUGAACAGCUUUCAUAGCUGAACCAGAGAGAAGAGGCAGAGACAGUCAUUUGUCAGAGACAGUAUUCACAACUGCACUGGAGAGAGUCAUUUGUCAGACACCGUUUUCCCCAACUGGACUGGAGAAUCAUUUAUCAGAGACUGUUUUCCCAACUGGACUGGAAAUACUUGUUAGAGAGGGCUGUUCUAAUUGGACCAGGGAUAACCACUCUUCAAAGAGAGAGAGAUAGAGAGAGAGAGAGAGAGAGAGAAAGAAAGAGAAAGGGAGAGAUUGUUUAGCAACUUGGACCGGGAAUAGACACUCACAGACAAACCAUUAGGUCUCAUUUGCUGCUGAUGUUCUGUUCUGCUGUAGAUGACAGAAUGUGUGAUAAGUGUUCAAUAAGUAGAUUGCAAACAGAGUAUUUUUUUUAUAUACACAAAGGUCCGAAACAUAUCAUGUUACAGUCAUACAUAUUUUUCUGUCAGAAAUAUUUAUCAUGGAAAGAAAAGUAUUUUAUUGUAACUGACUAGGUAGUUGCACACUAAGACUUUGAUGUUGUUCAGUCACUGAGUCUUGUGGGAAAUGUUUUGUCCAGAUAUCAGUGUACCAGGUUCACACACUAAACUCAACUAAACUUAUUUUUAUUAGAACCGUGAAGCCUGAAAACAUAGUUUACUUUUACAUACUAGAACUGACAAAUUAACUGAAGUAUUUUUAUUGAUUUUUCUAAGUAUCCUUACAACAGUGCUGGUUCAUUUUGUGAUCAAAGCAGUCACAAUAACACCAAGUGCCUUCCACAUGGUACUGUAAACAUUGAAUGUGAAACAAUAAAUUAUAUGAUCUG
Messenger RNA from Sardina pilchardus (European sardine), 3595 nucleotides. RefSeq names its product protein-O-mannosyltransferase 2 (gene pomt2). NCBI's taxonomy places the organism in Eukaryota, Metazoa, Chordata, Actinopteri, Clupeiformes, Clupeidae. The record is from RefSeq and is a predicted model, not a curated record. Gene Ontology annotation, molecular function: dolichyl-phosphate-mannose-protein mannosyltransferase activity. Bases 379 to 2661 code for a protein of 760 amino acids. Gene Ontology annotation, biological process: protein O-linked glycosylation via mannose. The transcript is spliced from 21 exons. Gene Ontology annotation, cellular component: membrane; endoplasmic reticulum.